Benincasa hispida (wax gourd) is the source of this 1043-nucleotide messenger RNA. RefSeq lists its product as uncharacterized. NCBI's taxonomy places the organism in Eukaryota, Viridiplantae, Streptophyta, Magnoliopsida, Cucurbitales, Cucurbitaceae. Gene Ontology annotation, molecular function: catalytic activity. The record is from RefSeq and is a predicted model, not a curated record.
CUUCCAAAAUUCCUCAUUUGAGAAUUCUUUGAAUACACAAGAAAAAAAAAAAAAAAAAAUCAAAACUUCUGAAUUCCAGAGAAUUCAUCCAUGGUCAACAUCUUCCACAUCUACGACCGGGUUGUUCGCUGGGUAAUGAAAGCGGCCGGAGUCAGACCGGUACAGGUCCAGAUCAAACCGGGAACCACCAUGAAUUUCUGGGUUCCGGCCGGAAACCCAAACAAAAUCCACCAAAAUCAUCCUCCUCUGCUUCUCCUCCACGGAUUCGCCGCCAAUGCCAUUAUGACGUGGCAAUUUCAAGUCCUGAAUUUGGCCAAAAAAUACGCCGUUUAUGUACCGGACUUCAUCUUUUUCGGCGAGUCUGUGACGGAUCGGCCGGACAGGUCGCCGGAGUUUCAGGCGGAGUGUGUGGCGGAGGGGCUGAGGAAGCUGGGCGUGGAGAGGGGGUGCGUUUUGGUGGGGUUUAGCUAUGGGGCGAUGGUGGGGUUUAGGAUGGCGGAGAUGUAUCCGGAAUUGGUGGAGGCUAUGGUGGUUACGGCGGCGCCGACGGUGUUGAUGGAGUCGAUCAGCCGUGAGUCUCUGGAAAAAAUUGGGUUUAAGAGUUGGUCGGAAUAUUUGAUUCCGGAGUCGGCGGAGGGUGUGAAAUCGCUUCUUGAAAUCGCUUCCUUUAAAUUUCCGCGGGUUCCACGUUGGAUUUUCAAACAUUAUUUGGAGGCCAUGGUUAUGCACAAAAAAGAAAGAGCAGAACUCCUUCGAGAAUUGGUUGCUGCAGAUGAUGUUAUCAUCUCUCAAUAUCCACAGAAGCUGCAUGUUAUAUGGGGGAGAAACGACAAUUUGUUUGAUGUGCAAAUUGCUUACAAUAUGAUAGAGGAAUUUGGAGGAAAAGCAAGAUUGGAUUGCAUAGAAAAAGCUGGUCAUAUUGUACCAUUGGAGCGCCCAUUCAUCUAUAACAAAUGCCUUCAAAACUUUCUUCAUUCCUUGUUGGAAGGCAAACCCUAAAUAUGAUCAAAUAUAAACAUUCACUUAUUUGUACUUCAUUUAUG